Molecule: messenger RNA, 4101 nt
Organism: Drosophila kikkawai
Lineage: Eukaryota; Metazoa; Arthropoda; Insecta; Diptera; Drosophilidae
Biological process (GO): DNA integration
Molecular function (GO): nucleic acid binding
Source: RefSeq, a predicted model, not a curated record
AUGUCGACCCCAGAAACUCCUCAGUUUUCGCCGCCCAAUCGAGUUACGCUCUUUAAGCGUAGGGCAAACGCGAUAGCUGCCCAUGCUCAAAAAAUUGCUUCUGGCCUUACUGCCGAUAGGGUUAAGGCCGUUCCUGAGGAGGAGCUCACCCUGAAACUUGAGCUUAUAAAUAAAACCGAAGCCUCUUUCUCAUUGGCUCAUGAUUCGUUGGAGGAACUCGAUUAUGAGGAAAUUGGCAGCAAAGCGCGGGACGACUUUGAGGAUUUGGUGUUCUCCAUGAGAUCGGUGGUGCUGCAAGAGCUGGGAAAGCGCAAAUUCCAAGGAGUUCCGUGUUCAACCAUGCAUCCAGAGGUGGCCAUGGAGGCCGCUGCGCCUGCUCCAAGAAGAUCGUGCCUUCCUGAGCUUAAGUUGCCAACCUUCAGCGGCGGCUACACUGAGUAUGCCGAUUUUAUUUCAAUGUUCCUGACAAUUAUUGAUAGGAAUAGUGAUCUGGCUCCAAUUGAGAAGCUGCAGCACCUGAAAUCAUGCCUGAAAGGUCCAGCUUUAGAUGCCGUUCGUUCGCUGGAGAUCACUGACUCUAACUAUGGAGCUCACAUAACAGAUAUUUUUGGUUUGUCAAAGGUGGAAAGUGCAUCAGCUGUGAAGCUGCGUGAGCUCUCCGAUAAGCUCAAUGCCAAUCUUCGAGCGCUUCAGAGUUUGGGAACCUUGGAGGAGAUCGCUGGUUGCAUUCUUGUUCAUACGCUGCUGCAAAAAGUUGACCCGACUACCCAGGCUAAAUGGGAAGAGUCUGCCUCUCUGGACAAAAUACCCACCUGCGCAGAAUUUACUAAAUUUCUGGAGAAGCGAUGCCAGAAACUGGAGAAUGUGGAGCAUGCUGCUUUAUCCAAUGGUGGCAAUUCGCAAGCUUCAAGGCCCAGGAGGUUCAGCAGUCAUGGGAGAAGUUCGUUUGUCGCCACUAGCAUCACAGCCUCGACCAGAUUUAUCUCGGCUUUGGUUGCGCCUGCCAUCACGGACGACCAGCCUAGCUUCACCGUCAGCCCAGAGGACUGGAACAUACCUUCCAACAUUCGCCUGGCCGAUCCACAGUUCUUCAGAUCACAAAGAAUUGACUUAUUAAUUGGAGCAAGUCUAUUCUUUGAGCUGCUAUGCGUUGGCCAAAUUAAGUUGUCUGAUGGGCUCCCGUUGUUGCAAAAAACUCGAUUGGGAUGGGUUGUCACUGGCGGAGGAUCAGCGCCACGCCAGUCAGCGGCCUUGGCGGUCCAAGCUACUGCAGGGACGUUAGUCGGAGAUGACGCUCGUCUGGAGAGCGUUGUGCGGAAGUUUUGGGAAGUUGAAAACGUUGGAGAGUCUGGAUCUCAACGUACCAAAGAGGAACUCGAUUGUGAAGCUCAUUUUAACGCCAACUUUACUCGGCUGCCGUCAGGAGAAUACUCGGUUCGCCUGCCAACCAAGCAUAGUGUUGAAAUCCUGGGAGAUUCAUAUCAACAAGCUUAUCGUCGUUUCGUUAACCUGGAGAACAAACUGGAUCGUCAUCCUCAUCUCAAAGCUCAGUACUCGGCAUUUAUUCUUCGAGCCAUGCAUCAGUUGGCAGAAGAUGAGAAGGCAUCGUUUCCCCUUGGCGCCAAAAUACUUUUGCGAGACUUCUACGUGGAUGAUCUCAUCACAGGAGGCAACUCGACACAAGACGUCUUGGAGAUCAUGCGGCAGACCACUGGACUUCUCGAAAGGGGCAAUUUCAAGUUGAGAAAAUGGUGCUCAAACGAUCCUGCUUUGCUGCAGCAAAUCCCAGAGGCCGAAAGGGAUUCAUUCUUGAAGUUCGACGAUGGCAGCGACAUUACAAAAACGCUUGGACUUGCUUGGGAUUCGUCGUCGGACGUUUUGCUGUUCUCCACAUCGCCAAUGAAAAUUAUUGCCAAACCAACCAAGCGCUCAAAGAUCUGGAGAGAGAGACUCGACUGGGACGAAAGCUUGCCUGCAGCGCUUAAUUCAUCGUGGCUAAGUUUGUCGGCCAAUAUUUGUGAGACGCAAAAGCUCCAGUUUCCUCGACUAGCACUGAACCCAAACAACGUGAUCGAAGUCCACGGAUUCAGUGAUGCCAGUAUUGACGCAUACGGAGGCUGCAUUUACGUCGUGUCCAUGGAGGAUGACCGAAGGAUGGCCCAUCUCCUCUGCGCUAAAUCUCGUGUGGCGCCACUGAAGACUCUCACGGUCCCUAAGCUGGAGUUGUCUGCUGCCGUGCUGCUGGCUCAACUCAUUCAAGAAGUACAACAAAUGGGGCUAUUCUCGUGCUCCUACUACUGCUGGUCGGAUUCUGCAUCUUUUACAAUUGGAAUGGAAUGGCGCUACGUCCCUACGAGCUGCAAUCCAGCAGAUAUCCUGUCAAGAGGUGCUCUUCCCAGUGAACUGGUAGCUUCUAACCUAUGGGCUCAUGGACCUGACUAUCUUCAAAAGGAAAAAUCUCAAUGGCCAGAGUCCUGCCUUGCAGUGAAGACUCUUCCUGACCUUAAAAAGAUUGCUUUGGUUGGCAUCUCGGCAGCUGCUGAUGUAUCCUCGUACUGCAAAUUCUUCAACUCGUGGGAAAAAUUAAAGCAUGUCUUCGGCUACAUCUACAAGUUUCGCCAUCGUAUCAGGCAACCAGGUCUCACUUCGGAACAUGUUCGCUGUGGCACCCAAAUGCUCAUUCGCUCCAUUCAGAGGGUUCAUCUUAAUGACGAGUAUCAUUGCCUGCUUCGAGGACGGCCAAUAAAGGCCUCCAGCUCCAUCGCAUCGCUCUCGCCCAUUAUCGACGAACUUGGGCUUUUACGUGUUGGCGGUCGACUGAAAAACUCUGCUCUGGACUAUGAGGCACGCCAUCCACUGAUAUUACCUCGUCAGCAUCCUGUAACCCGCGCAAUAAUCCUGCAUUUUCAUCGGCGCAACCUACACUCUGGACCUCGCUCCCUGCUCGCUUCAAUCCGGCAGCAGUUUUGGCCAAUUGGUGGCCGCAAGACGGUUGCGAGUGCUGUGAGCAAAUGCAUAAUUUGUUUUCGGGCCAAGCCACAUGUUGCUGGCCACAUUAUGGCGGAUCUUCCGGAGGACCGCGUCAGCGCAUCUUACGCCUUCCAGGUGACUGGACUGGAUUUUUGUGGCCCUUUCUAUCACAAGUCGGAAGUUCGGAAUAAGGCACCCAUCAAGUGCUACGUCUGCAUUUUUAUCUGCUUUUCCACAAAGGCUGUUCACCUCGAGCUGGUCCAGGAUCUCUCCACUUCAGCGUUUCUUAGCGCAUUGAGGCGCUUUAUAUUGAUUCGUGGCAAGCCUGCCCGCAUAUGGUCGGACAAUGCGACUAAUUUUGUAGGCGCUAAGAACGAGUUGGCUGAUCUAAAGCGAUUGUUCCUGAAUGCCAGCCACCAAACCGCAAUAGAUGAAUUCUGCUUGACUGACAGUAUCGAAUGGCGAUUUAUUCCUCCUCGCUCACCCCACUUUGGAGGUCUAUGGGAGGCGGCUGUGAAGACUGCGAAGUACCACUUCUACCGAUCUGUUGGACCUGCGAUACUGCCCGCUGAUGACCUGCGCACUCUCGUUUGCCACAUCGCGGCAAUCAUUAAUUCUCGUCCUUUAGUCUCACUUUCAGAACACCCUGGCGAUCUUGAUGUGUUGACACCGGCGCACUUCUUGGGUACUGCUCCUCUGGCCUUGUUUCCUGAGCCUGACUACACUAAUUUGAACCUCAAUCGGUUGGAUCGCUGGCAGAAAAUUUCGUUUUACCAGCAACUGUUCUGGUCCCGCUGGAAACAGGAGUACCUGACGCUCCUUCAGCAGCGCUCCAAGUGGCGCACACAGAAGACGGAUGUUCAACUCGGUGAUGUCGUUCUGGUUAAGGACGAAAACCUGCCCUCCCUCAAGUGGCCACUAGCUCGAGUGGUCAACCUCGUCGCUGGAUCCGACAAUGUGGCUCGAGUCGCUGUGCUGAAGACCGCCACUGGCCUCAUCAAUCGCGCAGUUGCUAAGCUGUGUGUGCUGCCGAAGCAGGAUGAAGUUGAAAGCCCUUGUCUUCCAACGGGGGGAGAAUGUCUGGUUAUGCAGCCCGCACCUGAUGACCCAGCGGCUAAACAACAACAAUAA